This is a messenger RNA of Drosophila innubila, 915 nucleotides long. RefSeq lists its product as uncharacterized. The coding region runs from base 1 to 915 and encodes 304 amino acids. The record is from RefSeq and is a predicted model, not a curated record. The transcript has 3 exons. Lineage: Eukaryota; Metazoa; Arthropoda; Insecta; Diptera; Drosophilidae.
AUGCAGCAACAGGAUCUGCAACUGGAGUUGGAGUUGGAGUUGGAACUGGAGUUGGAGCCUAGAAAUGGAGCUAGAGCUGAAGCUGGAGCUGAUCCACAGCAAGCUGUACGGGAGCCAGCGAGGAGGUUUAUUGUGCAAACAUUGGGACCACAUGGACGCACCUACGAGUUGCAAGCGCACAAAGCGCCAGCGAUUUAUGUGGCACAUCAAACGGUCAAUGUGCCACCACAACAACAGCAACUUUAUGUGCAACAAGCUGUGCAACAAUUGCAUUCGUCGGCCUUUAAAAAUCCGCUGCUGGUCAACACCAAUUACCCACAAAUGCCAUCAGCUGAUAGCUACUACAAUGCACCGCAGGCUUUGACAGUCGCCACCGCAACUCAUGUGCAGCCAGCGACCCACUAUGGUCCACCUCAGUUGCAGUUGCAACCACAGCAGAAGCAACCACAUAACAGCAAUCCACAGCCUUAUGCCAUUGUCACAUUGCCAACUGGACAACGUGUACAGGAUGCAGGUCAUGGCUCUGGGCCGUCGCCAAUGGCCAGUGGGAAUUUCAAUCAACCACCUCGUUUGGGUGACUAUAGCGCCCAAUCGCAAAGUGCCACAUUGGACACGUACAACUACAAGCAAUCGUUGCCCGGCGAUGCAAGAAGCUAUCAACGCUUUGUAACCAAAUGUCAGCCGAAUGGACAAUGUCAACAGCUAACUCUCAAUCCCGGACAGAUUGAUGGCGAGCAUCAGCAACUGUUGCAAGCGGCACGUGCGCAAACGCAGCCUGCGGCAAGUGGUUGCAAGAAGAAUAGUGUGUAUGUGCCACCAGGUGCACAACAGAAUGAUAAGGGACAACUGCGACCACGUGGCAGACGCACUUAUCCUCAUGUCCAAGAACAGCUGGUCAAGUAUCCCUAUAAUUAA